AUGUUCUUAAAGAUACCUCUGUUACUGGGGCUCUUUGCACUGGGGUCUCCUGUGUGCGGUAAUGAGUUUAUAGACAUUAGUAAGAGCACGCCGAUGUUUGCCAUGUGUGUGGAGUAUGCCGUGUACCAGUUCAACCGAGUCCAAGUGGACCCGUACGCAUACAAGCUGCUGUGGGUGCAGAGAAGCCAGACCAAGCCAUUUACUUGGAUAUAUUCAAUGAACUUGAAGAUGGGCCGCACAAUGUGUGAAAAACAUCUUGAAGACAUUGACAACUGCCCCUUGCAAGAAGGCUCAGGCAAGAAAAAUGUGGACUGCACUUUUGUUGUGGAUGCCCUACCGUGGCUGUCGCAGUGCACCCUCCAAUACAGCACCUGCGUGCAGACAUAG
Messenger RNA from Miniopterus natalensis, 387 nucleotides. RefSeq names its product putative cystatin-15. Gene Ontology annotation, molecular function: cysteine-type endopeptidase inhibitor activity. Lineage: Eukaryota; Metazoa; Chordata; Mammalia; Chiroptera; Miniopteridae. The record is from RefSeq and is a predicted model, not a curated record.